UAUAGUUCCACUCAACCCCACCUCAAACCCUCUUAACCAUGGUUUCUCCCAAAGAUGACAAUCUAGUCUACAACAUCCGCCUCUCCUCCGUUGGACCUGGCCACGUGACCGGCACCGAUGUGGUUCACCACCUUGGGUCCAUGGACUUAGCAAUGAAGCUUCACUACAUAAAAGGGGUAUACUGGUUCAGCAGCCAGGCAAUGCAGGGGCUGAGCAUCAAGGACAUCAAGGACGCCAUGUUCUGGUGUCUUAAUGAGUACUACAUGACGUGCGGCCGGGUGAGGAGAUCGGAAGGCGGUCGGCCCUACAUCAAGUGCAACGACUGUGGCGCCAGGUUCGUGGAAGCGCAGUGCGAUAAGACGGUGGAGGAAUGGCUGGAGAUGGAAGACUACAUCUCCUAUAAUGAUCUGCUUGUUUAUCAUCAGCCCCUUGGACCUGAGUUAUCUUUUUCUCCCACGGUUUUCCUGCAGUUGACUCGGUUCAAGUGUGGAGGGGCGUCACUGGGCUUAAGCUGGGCCCACAUCCUUGGAGAUGCAUUUUCAGCUUCAGAUUUUAUCAACAGGUAUGGCCAGUACAAGGCUGGGCUUAGGCUUGGUGAGCCACCCAAGCUUGCAGAAACACCCACUAAGAAGGGAAAACUGGAUAAUCAGGCCCAACAUGGCAACGAACCCAUUUCCAUCAAGCGGGUCGACCCAGUUGGAGACCUCUGGGUAACUGUCAAUAACUGCAAAAUGGAAACAUUUUCCCUCCACAUUUCUCCAGCACAACUAUCAAAAGUACAAGCAAAGAUUUCAUGUGAGAAUCAGAACGUUUUUGAGUCCCUCUGUGCCCUUAUUUGGCAAUCCUUAGCUAAAGUCAGGGGAGAAUUUGAACCUAAGAUUGUAACAGUUUGCAAGAAAGAUCCCUCCUGCCAGACCAGAAAGUGGGUUCCGAGCAAUGCUCAAAUCGUAAGUACUGUUCAGGCGGAUUUUGCUGUGAAGGAAGCGGAUUUGAAAAAGCUGGUGGCGCUACUGGCGGAGCAGGGCAAGGAUGAGAGAAGUGAGAUCAAAGAGGUGGUGGAGAAGGACGAUGGGGUGUCUGAUUUUAUAGUCUAUGGAGCAAGACUAACUUUUGUGAACUUGGAAGAUGCAGACCUGUAUGGACUGGAGUUGAAUGGAGAGAAACCGAAGAUGACCUAUUUUUCUCCGCAUGGUGUCGGAGAUGAAGGGAUGGUUCUGGUGCAAUCAGCAGGGCUGGAAGAUUCCAAAGGAAGGAUUGUCACGGUCACUUUGCCUGAGGAUGAGGUGUUGAAGCUUAAGUCUGAGCUCAAAAGAUAUGGUCUAUUGCUUGAAAGUGAACUCGAAUGAGUGCAGAAAGUUGAAAUGUUUGAUUUAAAAUGUAUAGUGAUCAUGUCAAGUACUAUAGUGUACCGAGUGGCUACUUAAAAUUAAUCUGUUAUCAUUGAAAUAUAACAACAAUGUACCGGUGGAACUUAGUUCAAUAUGUAUUGUUUCUCUCUCGUGUCCUUUCUUGCUUUUGAAUAUACAAUCUUAACAAUAAAAAUCUCAUAAUAAU
This is a messenger RNA of Rubroshorea leprosula, 1554 nucleotides long. NCBI's taxonomy places the organism in Eukaryota, Viridiplantae, Streptophyta, Magnoliopsida, Malvales, Dipterocarpaceae. The record is from the annotation of a GenBank genome assembly.